AUGAAUGAAGCUGUAAUAGAGGAGGACAGAGAACCCCGAGGAGCUCCGGAGACGCGCAACGGCGCACGCGCCACACCCUUCGUCUUCAAUUAAAAACAUCUCAAGGUUCUUUUGCGCGAGAGCGAAGAUGGCGACUGACUAAAGGAGCUCGCGGGGACGUACCGGGAUGACGGCAGGCGUUUCCCGCGUCCGCGCGGUAACACCGAAGGCGUAAACGGACGACGAAACCGCGCGACCUCGAAUGCCCGCGUGAAGAUGCCUGUCCGCGAAGGAGACUCGGUCACUGAAACACGCGAUAGGUCGUCAAGGCGACGGCAGGUCUGUGAUGCAGCGUGAUGUCGGCGAGGUCUCGCGGCAUGCCUAGCCCAGCUUUGCACGGCGCACGCAGAGUGGUCGCGCUGUGAUGGGCUGUGUCGGGGGUAAAUAUCGCGGAGGACACCGGCCCGUGAGCGCCCACGCUCCUGAAAUAUGAUCACGGGCGCCUGGCGGGGUGCAAGGAAAGGUACGCUCGUGAUAAACACCCGCUGCGCUCCGGGAGCGAGCGACAAACCGUGCGCGGACCCGGAAAGGGUGCAGAGACGGCGCACGAGCCUGGCCUCACUGCUGUUCUUCACCGUGCUGCUGUCCGACCACCUGCGGCUCUGCGCGGGCGGCAGGCUGCGCUCGAGGGAGCGACUUCAUCGGAGGAGCUGGAACGCCGCGAGCCCAGGCGCUCACGAGAGUGUGCGUGACGGGGGCUGCGGCGCGUUCCUAGGCAACCUGACCGACUCGGACUGCGCGGAGACCGACGCGCAGAGCCACGAGCCUUUGGAGUCCGCGUGCUCCGCGCUGUACCGGCAGAAGGGCGCGAGCUCUGUACGCUCCUUAUACUCCGUACCGGUCGCCACGGUGUCUCCGCACGCGUUUCUCGAGUACUUCCGCAACUUCAGCCUGGCCUUCUGUGACUCGCUCACGGUGGCUGACCUGCUCGAGGGCAUGACAGGUCCAGACGGACUGAACUGCAGCCUCGCGCACGUCGUCCGGGAUCUGUUCAGCGGCGGUCCGCAGGACGGAGACGCGUGCAGCGCGUGCAUCCGCGCCUACAUUCGACUCGACCAGCACGCUCAGGAAAAAUACGAGGAAUUUGACAGCCUCACGCGCAAGUACAUGGCGGACGACUACUCCGUGCGAGCGCACACACAGCUCUGCCAAGUAAUGUACAAGACCUGGCUGUGUGUGGAGUAUUUCCCAGUGCUUCCGCACGCAUGUGUGCGGUGGGUGUCGUGCAGGCAGUACUGCCAUGAGGUUGUAGCCAGCUGCCCGUACAUCCUGCCUGACAACAACCACCUGGUGUACGGGGGUCUGCCCAGCUUCCUCUGCACAGGUCUGCUGGAGGAUGACGUGACCAGUCAGGGGCUGGAUUGCUGUGAUGUCAGGUGGAGUGGGUGUGGCUCGGCAGUAGGAGCUGCGUGUGCUCUGAGCCACCUCCCAGUCUCACUGUCAUGGCAGUGGAGGUCGUCGUCAGACGCGGUUUCCUGUGCGUGUCGUCUCUAUGGCAACAGGCUGAAACUGUGCGUUCUUGCUCUCUUCCUGUUGCACACCGUCGUUUCCAUAACAAUCCUGCAACCCAGCAGCACUGUGUCUCUGGAUGCCAUGGUUACACUGGAGGAGGGGCCUACCAGAGAGGAAUGAAGGACUCAGACACCACCCAUAAAACACUGCUAAAUUCCUAUUGGAGGAUCCACACCGAGGAAUGUGAUGUCACAGGCGCGCAGGGGUUGGCACACAGACAGGAGGAGAAAAUGACAGCAGGAAGUCCCACCCCUCCUGCCAUAUGUCAUUUCCUGUCUUGCUAAAAGCUAAAAAAGUGGCCUGUCCCUUUUUGCUUAUUCUGUGUGUUUGUGUAAGCCUUUGCUUUGUUUUUACAACGGAACACUGAAACAUUAAAAUUUUCCAGCCAUCAGCUGCAAAAUGACCUUGACAUGUUUUCUAUCAAGCGUAAGUCUGGAGAGGUUUGUGAUUGGUAUUCUGAGAGCGAUGAAAACAACCCUUCAGUCAUUUGUGGUAAUUUGUGGUGACCGUAUGCUGCGGAGACUUGGCUCCUGAGGUCUGUCAUGGAAGACAGCAGUAAUCUCACUGCGGUUUUGCACUGGAUUAGAGGGACUUUGCUUUAAAGACCAAAUACUUCAAAGAGACAUUGUAUUUAAAUUUCAGGAAAAAAAAAAACAACAACUUUCUCUCAGAGAGAGAAGAAUACAUGUAAUUGAAGUCUUGGCACAUGACAUUCACAAUUCUUCUCGUAACGGCUAAGCCGAGCGGUGGUUGAGGCAGACAUCAUUAAGAGCGGCUAUCGCCAACCCCUUUCGCACGUCUAUCGGGUCUGUACUCGGCUUGUCCUGCAGGUGGCGGCGGUGAGCAACAGUAGAGCCAGCUGAAUUCACAUGCUCGAUACCUCCAACGCUGUAACGCACAGAGGAAGGUUCUUUUCUGUUUUAGUUGAGCAGACUAAUAGUUUAUUUGAGUUGAGUAGAAUAAUGGUUUGUUGGAGGGGUUUGUCAGAGCCAGAGCGCACGGGCUGUGACGUCGUUCUGACUGCAUGAGAUGUUCCAUGGGAUGUGUUUUAGCAACAUUUUUGAAGCCUGAAUUGAUUGUUUAACAUGGUGGUUUUGCGUGCGUGUGCAUGUGUGACAGAGAGAAUGUGUUUUUGCAGUGUUUUAUAUUUUUGUACUUUGUGUGUG
Messenger RNA from Electrophorus electricus (electric eel), 2717 nucleotides. It is a transcript of the gene nalf2, whose product is annotated as NALCN channel auxiliary factor 2. Gene Ontology annotation, cellular component: plasma membrane. Gene Ontology annotation, biological process: calcium ion import across plasma membrane. Gene Ontology annotation, molecular function: stretch-activated, monoatomic cation-selective, calcium channel activity. NCBI's taxonomy places the organism in Eukaryota, Metazoa, Chordata, Actinopteri, Gymnotiformes, Gymnotidae. The record is from RefSeq and is a predicted model, not a curated record.